AUGCCUUACCUAUCCAAACUCAAGCUCUUCAAACAGCCCAAAACUCACAAAACUGCCCCCAACCCCACCCCUACUAGUCGUCCAGAUACCCAGGUUAAGAAUGCUCUCACCCAGAUUAGGCACCCUCCUGCCCAGGACAAGCAUUCUCCCACUCAGGUAAAGCAUGCUCCCAUCCCAGCAAUCCAUCCAUCUAUCUAUACACCCACUUCCAUACCUAAGAAGCCUGAAACGUCAGAGCCAGACUCAGAGGAAGAAGACGUGAUGAAUAUGAUCAAGCCUGACCCGGAAGAAGUAGAUGAGCACUGGGAUGAGAUGGAGGAUCUUACAGAAGACCGUGAGUGGACUGACGAGCAGCUGAUGGAUGAGGCACGCCCAGGACGUCGUCACGCUGCUUAG
Bipolaris sorokiniana ND90Pr is the source of this 396-nucleotide messenger RNA. RefSeq lists its product as uncharacterized. The coding region runs from base 1 to 396 and encodes 131 amino acids. The transcript has a single exon. The record is from RefSeq and is a predicted model, not a curated record. NCBI's taxonomy places the organism in Eukaryota, Fungi, Ascomycota, Dothideomycetes, Pleosporales, Pleosporaceae.